GACUUUUUUUGGUCGAAUAUAAUGUUUGCUGUUAGUAACUUGAUUGUGUUGGUAUGGCGGUAUCGUUUGGCAGGAGAGUAGCAGUAGCUACAACAAAUCAAUUAACCCUAAGUCGGAGAUACGGAUAUUAUGUAUUGUUACCGGAGACUGGGCACGGUGAAGAUGUUUCAAAUAAUCCAUUGCUGCAGAGUGCUGCGACACCAAAAUUCAGUGAUAUCACUGCAGAAAACUGCGUUUCCGCAAUCGGUGUCCAGACUAUGGACUACGAGACGAAGAUAAAGCGUCUGGAGGAAACAUUGGCAUCAACUGAAACUUCUACAACAGACAUAUUUGAAGAUGUUCUGGCUCCUAUAGAAAAAAUUGGUGCACCUCUUGAUGCAACUUGGGGCACUAUUAAGACUCUUCACAUAGCAAAUGCGAAAGUGGUACCUCGCAAAGCUUACAUGGGUAUUCAUGAACGAGCCAAACAUGUUCGUUCAUUAAAGUAUACCAGUGAACAUAUCUAUUCUGCUUUCAAGAAAUUAAGUGGUUGUGCGAAGACAGAGGAGCAAAAGCGGAUAGUCCAAAAAUUUUUACUUGAGGGUCGUUUAAAUGGCUUAGAUUUAGAAAGAAGCAAGAAGGCCAAUCUUAACAAUAUUCUUUUUAAACUGGCAAAAGCGAAGACAGCAUAUAGAGAUAAACUGGAGAUUGCCACGAAUCAAUUUAAACAUGUGAUUAAAGGUUCAUCUAUUAUGACUGACUUUCCUGAAGAUGUUUUGAAGAUGAUGGCAGCUGACAGAAGCCAACCAGGUCGUGGUCCUUGGACAGUCACAUUGCAGCCUGCAGUGGCCACUGGAUUUCUAGAGCAUUGUGCAGAUAGAGAUCAGCGCUGGAAUGUGUGGCAGGCGAGUGUACGCCGCUGUUCGACACACAAUGAGAAAUCGUUGGAGAACAGCACAACUGUCCAGGAGAUCCGUAUACAGAGGAGGAAUUUAGCAAAGCUCUUGGGAUACGACAAGUAUGCCGAUUUGUCAAUGGAAACAAAGAUGGCAGGAAGUGUGGAAAAUGUUCAAAAGAUGUUAAGUCAUCUUUUAGACAAAGCACUCCCUGUUCAAGAGGAAGAACUUCUACAACUGGAAACAUUUGCAGCAGAACAGGGAUUUGAAGGUCCCAUGCAAAUAUGGGAUGUACCUUAUUGGAAGACAAGGCAGCAGAAACUGGAAUUUGGGUUGGAUGAAGAUUCCAUUCGGGAGUAUUUUCCAUUACCGAAGGUGCUCUCUGGAUUGUUUAUGCUCUGCGAAUCUCUGAUGGGUUUGCAGUUUGUUGAAGAAUCUGGAGUAGACAAAUGGAAUCCCGAUGUCCAGUUCUACAACAUAUUUGAGGUUGGAAGCACAGAACCUGUUGGCAGUUUCUUUAUUGAUCCUUACAUCAGGGAAGAUGAAAAGUUGCAAAUGGAUGGAGCCUCUGGUUGGAUGAUUCCUAUGGCAAAUAAAUGCACAAUAAUUGGAAGAAAGCCUUUAGCAGCUCUUGUGUUCAAUUUUCGACCGCCUCUUUACGGGAAGCCAUCUUUGUUGUCCUUCACUGAGGUGAACCGCCUUUUCAAGACGUUUGGUCAUGGAUUGCAACAUCUCCUUUCCAAGGCCUUCUACAGUGAAGUUAGUGGCCUUUCAAAUUUGGAAUGGGAUGCUGCUGAAAUAAGCAGCAAUGUCUUAGAUAACUGGUUGUAUCAAAGGAGCUUUCUGGAAUCCUUAAGUGGACACUAUGAAACUGGAGAACCACUGCCAACUCCAAUUGUAGAGCAACUGGUUCAGCUGCGAAACCACAUGGCUGGAUAUGAUCUCUGCAGAGAACUCUACCUCUCUGCUCUUGACAUUGAAUUACACUCUUCAACAGAAUUUUGGGUGGAUGUGAUUGAACGAAUGUGGCCACAAUAUAAUGUUCUCCCAUUGGACAAAAAGGAUUCUCAUCCCUGCUCAUUUUCAGCCAUAUUCUCAGAUGAAUGGGCAGCAGCAUAUUACAGUCAUAUUUGGGCUCGUUUAGUGGCUGCAGAUGUGUUCAGUGCUUUUCUAGAAGCAGGACUUGAGAACAAAGAGGAAUGCCAGGUUGUUGGUAAAAGGUUUCGUUCCACUUACCUGGCACUUGGUGGAGCUUGUCAUCCAGGUGAAGUCUUCAGAAGAUUUAGAGGUAGAGAUCCUUCUGCCAAAGCACUGUUACGAUCACUUGGGAUUAAACAGCCAAAACUGAUGCAGGCUGUCAGUGGAUAAGAAGUUUAAAUCUGUUACUUUCAGUUAAGUCUGUUUGCUGUGGAAUUGUGGUGCUGUGGUGAAUAUCAUGCAAAGACUGAAGUUACUUGUUUUGUUUUUGGCUCAGUCACAUUGUAAUUACUGUGGAAUUUACUAGUGGUAGAGCAGUUUAUGAAUAAAAAAAAGAUGUAAGUUUUUGUAAAAAUCAAA
Schistocerca cancellata (South American locust) is the source of this 2432-nucleotide messenger RNA. RefSeq lists its product as uncharacterized. Bases 54 to 2243 code for a protein of 729 amino acids. Gene Ontology annotation, biological process: proteolysis; peptide metabolic process. The record is from RefSeq and is a predicted model, not a curated record. Gene Ontology annotation, molecular function: metalloendopeptidase activity. The transcript is spliced from 14 exons. NCBI's taxonomy places the organism in Eukaryota, Metazoa, Arthropoda, Insecta, Orthoptera, Acrididae.